AUGCCGAGACCGGCGGUGAAGCGCAGUCGCCUGGCGACCAGGACCCUAGGAGCUUCGAAACAGACCGGGAGCCAAAUUGGAUCUCGAGAUAUAUCCCGGUCACCGAGAAGCGACGCAGUGGGUAAUUCGCUACUAGCAAACGGUGCUGACCCUUCUGAUGUUAUACGCCAACUAAGAAACCAAACACCCUUAAGUAAAGCACAGGAGUUCGCAAUCGGUUCGUCACCAGGGACCGAACAGGGAGCCACAGGCAGCCGACCACCUACGAGAGCCCGGGGAUAUUCUUCGACCCUUUCCAUUGCUGGGCGCAAAGGGGACACCAGCUCAAGAAUUCCGGGCACUCCUGCCUUCGAGAGCUCAAUACUGAGCAACUUUAGACGCCGGCCCCGACAAGCGAGUAUUCUACAUAUGAUGCAGAAUGAGGAAGAUGGGUCAUCGGAUCUAGACGACGACGAAUUUCUCGGCGGCUUGAGCCCGGAAGAUGAAUCUACGCCGUUGAAUAUCUCAAGGGGAAAGUCACUUGUUCUCAGACCUGCCGCAUCUUCUCCUGACCGGUCCCCAUCAUUGCUAUCAAGUGGCACAUCAUCGAAGCGCAAACGAACAGCCGAGGGAACCGAAAUUCCCAAGUCGCCUCUCGAUGUUGCGAACAGCACACCUGGAACCCCAAGGACCGAGCUUGAGACCCGAGACAGUGGGACCCCUGUUCCGCUGUCCAUUGUAGCGCAGUCUCCGGCAACUCUCAGCGAGACAAUGGUACCGCCCAUGAGCAGCCCUGUGCCAGGUCUUACCCAUGAAGUUUCCACCCCAGAAUCAGAUCGGCUACAGUCUCGAACAAAAAAGCCUCAAAAUACCAAGGCAGCACGGCCAAUUGACAGCAAGCUUCAAAUACCAACAGCAGCACUUCAAGAUCAACUCUUGCCCCGAAGGCGCCAGAGAAGGGUGGCACGCCGGGGCGCAUCGAAAUUUGAGGUGCUUAGCGAGUCGGAGGAUGAUGAUGUCCACUCGACAGCGCUAGAUGAUGAUGAGUUGAGCUUUUCACCCAUGCAAAAACGGUCCCAGACUCGCCGGCAGCCUACGACUACGAAGUCAGUCUCUAGUAACCGGGCCGUCGCGGACUCUGCUUCACACGGAAAAGAUAGUAAAACAGCCAAACGACAUGGAGCUAGUUCUUGUCAAGAAGCAAGUGGUGGCAAAGAAAAUGAACUGAUAGAGGCUUCCUCGCCUUUGUCGUCCGCUCUCGAUACUGACGAGCUUGAUUCUGAGUUCGACUUAGAGCACGAAGCUCCGGAUAAAACCUAUUUGAGCGAAGAGUUACGGUUGCAAGCUCUGAAGUUCGCUGAGGUGGAUAAAUGGCAGAUGGAAUUCGAAGACGUGAUAACUGUCGGGACCCAGGAGAGCGGCACAUUUAGGUGA
This is a messenger RNA of Aspergillus mulundensis, 1413 nucleotides long. RefSeq lists its product as uncharacterized. The transcript has a single exon. The record is from RefSeq and is a predicted model, not a curated record. Bases 1 to 1413 code for a protein of 470 amino acids. Lineage: Eukaryota; Fungi; Ascomycota; Eurotiomycetes; Eurotiales; Aspergillaceae.